CUCUUAACUCAAAAUAGGUGAUAAAAAUAGUUGUGAACUUUACUUGACUCGCCGUCGCCGCCCUCCCAACCGACUCAGUCGACUCGUUCUGUGUAAUAUUUGCCUAACGCAACGCUCUCUCUCUCUCUCUCUCUCUCUCUCUCUCUCUACCAUUGAAGAACUCACCAAGCUCCACUGAUCCUAGAAAAAAAAAGCCUCAAUUCUUAAAAUUUCAUCAAAAAGAAAUGAUCUUUAACAAAGUUGAAAAACUCUGCACCAAGCCAAACUUAUGGAAAAGUUUCAAUUUUUCCACAAAACCCAAGAGGGAAAUCCCAGACCCAACUGAAAGAAUCUGCAAAGCCAUGAUGUCAAACCCAGUUGCAUCAAUCCAAACAGCACUAGACCAAACUGGAGUUAAGGUUUCAACAGAGAUGGUAGAACAAGUCCUUGUCAGAUUCCAGAAUGCUGGAAUGCUCACCUACAGAUUCUUUGAGUGGGCUGCCAAGCAGAGAAGCUAUGCCUCCCACAGUGUCAGAGCUUACCAUUCAAUGAUUGGGUCACUUGCUAAAAUACGCCAGUAUCAGUUAAUGUGGGAAUUGGUGAGUAGUAUGAGAUCAAAGGAAUUGAUAAAUGUUGAAACUUUUUGUAUUAUUAUGAGAAAAUAUACAAGAGCUCAGAAAAUUGAUGAAGCUCUUUAUACUUUUAAUGUUAUGGAAAAGUAUGGUGUUGAACCAAAUUUGAUUGCUUUUAAUGGGCUUCUUAGUGCUUUGUGUAAAUCUAAGAAUGUUAGGAAAGCUCAAGAGGUUUUUGAUUCUAUGAAGGGUAGGUUUGAGCCAGAUUCUAAAAGUUAUAGUAUUUUGAUUGAUGGGUGGGGGAAAGAACCUAAUUUGCCUAAAGCUAGAGAAAUUUUUAGAGAUAUGAUUGAAUUUGGUAUUAGUGUUGAUAUUGUUACUUAUGGUAUUAUGGUUGAUGUUCUUUGUAAAGCUGGGAGAGUUGAUGAAGCCAUUGGGAUUGUUAGGACAAUGGAUUGUAAUGGUUGUAAACCAACUUCUUUUAUUUAUAGUGUUUUGGUUCAUACUUAUGGGGUUGAGAAUAGGAUUGAAGAUGCUGUUGGUGCUUUUAUGGAGAUGGAAAGUAAGGGUGUUGAAGCUGAUGUUGUUGUUUAUAAUGCUUUGAUUGGUGCUUUUAUUAAGGUUGAUCGGUUUAAGAAUGCUUAUAGGGUGUUGAAUGAUAUGGAUUCGAAAGGGGUUAUGCCUAAUUCGAGGACUUGUAAUGUGAUGUUAAAUGGUUUAAUCGGUAGAGGGAAGACUGAAGAGGCGUUUAAGGUGUUUAGGAGGAUGAUUAAGGUGUGUGAGGCGGAUUCAGACACGUAUACGAUGAUGAUUAAGAUGUUUUGUGAGAAGGAUGAGAUUGAGAUGGCUUUGAAAGUGUGGAAAUAUAUGAAGUUGAAGAGGUUUGUUCCGAGUAUGCAUACUUUUUCGGUUUUGAUAAAUGGGUUGUGUGAGAAGGGUGAUGCUACUCAAGCUUGUGUUUUAAUGGAGGAGAUGAUAGAGAAGGGAAUUAGACCUUCUGGUGUGACUUUAGGGAGGUUGAGACAGUUGUUGAUUAAGGAAGGAAGAGAUGAUGUUCUUAAAUUUCUUCAGCAAAAGAUGAAUCUUAUGGUUAAAGAGCCUCUCUGUGAUUGACAGAGAAUUCUUCACCUUGGCUCUCUCAGAAUGGGGAGUUUGCUUUCGGUUUUCGCCAGCUUAGAAACCAAGAUGAUAUCUUCUUCUUGCUAUGCAUAUGGUAUGCCAAGAUACCUGACAAAACCAUAAUUUGGUGUGCUAAUGGAGAUAAGCCGGCUGCAGCAAGAUCAAACGUGGUGUUAACUCCCGAAACAGGACUUGCUCUUACAACUCCUCAAGGCGAAGAGCUAUGGAAAUCUGAGUCAGUUGAUGAAAGUGUUGCUAAUGGUGUUAUGAGUAAUGAAGGGAACUUUAUCCUUGAAGGUAGCAAUUCGAAAAAGUUAUGGGAAAGCUUUGAAAAUCCAACAGAUACCAUUUUGCCAAGUCAAGUAAUGGACAUAGGACAGGUAUUGUCAUCUCAUCAAUCAGAGACUAACUAUUCCAAAGGAAGGUUCCAAUUUCGGUUAAGGGAAGAUGGGAAUGUUGUGCUCAACACAAUAAACUUGCCUUCUGACUAUCCUAAUGAGCCUUACUAUGCAACUAACCUCACUGAUGAACAGUCUAAUUCGGUGACUAUAACCACAACCACUCAGAUAAUCUUCAACGAAACGGGCUACUUGUAUAUUUCGAGAGGAAAUGGCGAAAGGUUCAAUUUAACACAAGGAAGAGUAGUGUCAACAAGGGAUUACUAUGUUCGAGCUUCAAUUAGUUUCGAUGGAGUUUUCACUCACUAUUUUUAUCCCAAGAACUUUAGUAGCAAUGUGAGUUGGACACCUCUUUGGUCUAUACCAAAUAACAUUUGUUUCUCAACCUUUGUUUCAGCAGGUAUUGGAGUUUGUGGGUACAAUGCCAUUUGCAGCCUCAAGAAAAAUAAGAGACCGAAGUGUGAAUGCUUAGAAGGGUACUCUCUACUCAACCAAAAUGACAGUUAUGGAAGUUGUAAACCAGAUUUCAUUCAAGGCUGCAAAGAAGAUGAGAUAACUAGUUAUGGGAAAGAUGCAUAUGAUGUUGUUGAGCUCAAGAAUGUUGAUUGGCCCGGAUCAGAUUUCAUUAGAAUAACACCUUCCACCAAAGAAAUGUGCAAAGAAUCUUGCUUGGAUGAUUGUUUAUGUGCUGUUGCUAUUCUUAGAAAUGGAACCUGUUGGAAGAAGAGGUUUCCUUUAUCAAAUGGGAGAGUGAAUAACAGCAAUCCAACUAUAGCUUUGAUCAAAACUCGAAAGGGUAACUCUACCACUACUACUUUAUCUAAGAAUCCUUUUACAGAAGUGAUCAAGAAAAACCAGAAUGGUUUGGUGAGAGUUACAUUGGGUGUAUUAAGUGCUUCGGUAUGUGUUAACUUUAUGUUACUUGCUGCAAUGUCUAUGGGGUUUUUCAUCAUUUACAAGAAGAGGAAUAAAAGGUCUUUUGCUCCACAAGAAGUUCCCGAGUCAAAUUUGCGUUGCUUUACCUACAAGGAACUCGAAAAAGCCACCGACGGUUUUAAAGAUGAACUCGGACGUGGAGCUUUUGGCAUUGUUUUUAAAGGCUUUCUCGUACAAACUAAUGCUAGCAGUGCCGUGGCUGUGAAGAAACUAAGUCCAACGCUAAUAGAUGGCGAAAGAGAAUUCAAGGCGGAACUGAAAGCCAUUGGCCAGACACAUCACAAGAAUCUUGUUCGGUUACUUGGAUAUUGUGAUGAUGGAGAAAAUCGUUUGUUGGUGUACGAGUUCUUGAGCAAUGGCACUCUAGCAAACUUUCUUUUCGGUGACACAAAGCCUAGUUGGACUCAAAGAUGUGAACUUGCUUUAGGAAUUGCAAAUGGGCUUUUAUAUUUACACGAGGAGUGCAACACUCAGAUCAUACAUUGUGAUAUAAAGCCUCAAAACAUACUUCUCGACGAGUACAACAUUCCCAAGAUAUCAGAUUUCGGUUUGGCCAAACUUCUGAUGAUGAAUCAGAGCCAUACACAUACAGCCAUUAGAGGGACAAAAGGGUAUGUUGCACCGGAGUGGUUUAGGAACAUAGCCAUUACUUCGAAAGUCGAUGUGUAUAGCUUUGGAGUGGUGUUACUUGAGAUUGUUUGUUGUAGAAGAAAUGUGGAUAUGGAAGUUGGUGAGGAAAGGAAAGCGAUAUUGACAGAUUGGGCUUAUGAUUGCUUCAGAGAAGGGUCAUUGGAUGUUCUUGUGGAUUAUGAAGAUGAUGUUUUGGGUGAUAAGAAGAGGUUAGAGAUAUAUGUGAUGAUUUCCAUGUGGUGUGUUCAAGAAAAUCCAUCUCUUAGACCAAAUAUGAGGAGAGUUGUUCAGAUGCUUGAAGGUGUUGUUGAAGUGAGUGCUCCACCAUGCCCCUCACCAUUUUAAAGAUAGGCCAAAAAUUUACUUAACAAAAUUAAAUUAGUGUCAAUUUUACACUUGUCUUAUGUUUGUCCAUAUAGUUGAAACUACUUUCAACAUGUUAUCAUUGGUAUUUGUAAUGUUAUAUGUAUAAACAUGUUUUGAUUCAAAAUAUGAAAAGGAGCAUAAGUGAGGUCUUUCUUUUU
This is a messenger RNA of Cannabis sativa, 4158 nucleotides long. Its product is annotated as pentatricopeptide repeat-containing protein At1g77360, mitochondrial-like. NCBI's taxonomy places the organism in Eukaryota, Viridiplantae, Streptophyta, Magnoliopsida, Rosales, Cannabaceae. The record is from RefSeq and is a predicted model, not a curated record. The transcript has 2 exons. Gene Ontology annotation, molecular function: protein binding. The coding region runs from base 225 to 1664 and encodes 479 amino acids.